Messenger RNA from Crotalus tigris (Tiger rattlesnake), 1670 nucleotides. RefSeq names its product aminolevulinate dehydratase (gene ALAD). Gene Ontology annotation, biological process: heme biosynthetic process. The record is from RefSeq and is a predicted model, not a curated record. The transcript has 11 exons. The coding region runs from base 107 to 1105 and encodes 332 amino acids. Gene Ontology annotation, molecular function: porphobilinogen synthase activity; zinc ion binding. Gene Ontology annotation, cellular component: cytosol. NCBI's taxonomy places the organism in Eukaryota, Metazoa, Chordata, Lepidosauria, Squamata, Viperidae.
GCUCCGCCCGCCCGCCCGCCCGGAGAGCCUGCCUGCUCGGAAGCGGAGCGUGCGGAGGGGCCGGCGUCCCGCGACGGUGAGAGGUUUGCGCUCGGGAAGCGGCGCGAUGCAGGCUCAGCCGCCCCUGCACGGCGGCUACUUCCACCCGGUGCUUCGCUCGUGGCAGGCGGCGGCCGCCGCCCUCCACGCCCGGCAUCUGGUCUACCCGAUCUUCGUCUCGGAUAGCCAGGAUGCCGUGGAGCCGAUCGCCAGCCUGCCCGGGCAAGCUCGGCACGGGGUCAACAAGCUGGAAGAGCUGCUCAGCCCCCUGGUGGCUGACGGGCUGACGUGCGUGCUGAUCUUUGGCGUCCCAAGCCGGGCCAUGAAGGAUGAGCGCGGCUCUGCAGCCGAUGCCAAAGACACGCCUGUCAUCCAGGCCAUACAGAUGAUCCGCUCCUUGUUCCCCGAGCUGCUGAUUGCGUGUGAUGUCUGCUUGUGCCCUUAUACCUCGCAUGGGCACUGUGGUCUCCUUCGGCAGGACGGCUCCCUUCAGAAUGAGGCCAGCUGCCGGAGACUGGCUGAGGUGGCCCUGGCCUACGCCAAGGCAGGCUGCCACAUCGUGGCCCCCUCGGACAUGAUGGAUGGGCGCAUCCACGCAAUCAAGGAAGCCUUGCUUGCCAAUGACCUGGGCAAUAAGGUGUCGGUCCUGAGCUACAGUGCCAAAUUUGCUUCCUGCUUCUAUGGCCCUUUCAGAGACGCGGCCUUAUCCAAGCCCGCCUUUGGGGACCGGCGGUGCUACCAGCUUCCUCCAGGAUCUCGAGGGUUGGCUCUGCGGGCAGCGGACCGGGAUGUGCAGGAGGGGGCAGACAUACUGAUGGUAAAGCCUGGGAUGCCCUACCUUGACCUUGUGCGGGAAGUGAAGGACAAACACCCCAGCCACCCCCUGGCUGUCUACCAUGUCUCGGGAGAGUUUGCCAUGCUGUGGCAUGGGGCACAGGCCGGAGCCUUUGACCUGAAGGCAGCAGUGAUGGAGGCCAUGACCGGGUUCAGACGAGCAGGAGCCGAUGUCGUCAUCACCUACUACACGCCUCAGCUUCUGCGAUGGCUGAAAGAAGGGCAGGUGUGAAGAGGCUCCCUGGUCUGGCGAGCAGGAGGGAAGCAGGAGACAUGAUGGAAAGCACUGGGUGGCCGAAGGCGGGAAGCUGGGAGGUUUUUUUCUUUUACAGCUUUUAGAAGAGCUCGCUUCAAAAUUUGUGUCUUGUAAAGAAAUUUGGCUGCUGAAAUUUGUUGUAACAAAUUUUCCUGAUCCCUGCCGAUACUUUCUUUAAAAACAAACAUUUGCCUUUUAAAAUACUGCUACAAUGUUAUUACGUGGAUUUUGUCUAUGCUGGUUAGUGGCAAAAUAUCCAGAGACACGUAUUGACUGAAAAGCCGUCGGGGAACAUUUAGCCAGAGGGCUGCUGUGUAGUCGCAGAGGGCCUUGUGAGCCACAGGGAAGCCGAUCCUCUGCCAGAAGGAAGAAAGAGGAAAGACGUUUUUCUAAAAACAAACAAACAAACAAAACCUUGUAAGCUUUUAAGCCACUCUGUAUCCUCCCCAAGGGGAUUUUUUUUCACCUGCAGUCUCAGUCUGAGGCUCUGGUGUCUCAGUUUGCCUUUCAAAUCCACUUAAGUAAAACCUUUUAAAAGAAA